AUGCCAGAGGUUCACAUGCCCGAAAAACCCGAAGUCAUGCACAAUGAAACUUCUCAAAACAAAAGAAAAGCUAGCUCUCAAGAAGCUCGAUUGGAACCUUAUUCCGCUUCAAGUCUUGGUGUCCUGUAUCUUGUCUCCUACAUUGACCGUGGUAAUGUCGGGAAUGCAUAUACAGCGGGAAUGGGUAAGGCAUGGGGGAUCACGUCUGAUCAGUAUUCAUGGAUCGUCACUAUCCUCUACAUUGGAUAUAUUGUGUUCCACUGGUUGAUCCUCGUUUGGACCUUCGUUCCACUGCCUCUUUGGACUGCCCUGAUGGCACUAGGUUGGGGCUCCAUGAGUAUGAUACAGGCUGCUACAACAAGCUUUGAGGGUAUUAUGGCCUUGCGAUUCCUCAUUGGCGCAUUUGAAGCUGGCUAUGUGCCUGCCGUUGCCCUUUAUCUGACCUUUUUCUAUCAUCGACAAGAGAUGGGUCUCCGAUACGGAUUGUUCAUUUCAUUCUCGCCUCUCGCCAGUUGCUUUGCUUCUGCACUUGCGUAUGGUUUGACACAUGCGAAGACUUCCAUAGAAAAUUGGCAGUUACUUUUCCUCGUUGAGGGUGCUCCCACCAUCUUCCUUGCUGUCGUCGCCUACUUCUAUUUGCCAGCUGCGCCGUCCAUGUGCAGAUUUCUCACUGCACGCGAGAACGAAAUUAUCAGCCAACGAGCUAUUAAAGGCAGAGGAGAGAAGCGCGACGGCAAACUUCACUUCAAGCAAGUAUUUGCGGCUUUCUACGACUACAAGAACUACCUACAGGCCAUGAUCAUAUUCUGUCUUAAUACUGCCUUCGGCUCACUACCUGCCUACCUUCCUACGAUCCUUACGUCCAUGGGUUACACUUCCAUAAAUGCCCAAGGUCUCUCGGCUUGUCCAUACCUUACCGCAUACGUCAUUUGCGUAUCUGCCAGCUUCCUAUCAGAUAAGCUCAGAAUGCGCGGUCCAUUGAUCGUCUUCUUCUGCUCUGCUGGCGCUGUUGGCUACAUCCUCCUCGCCACAAUCCAUACUACAGGGGUUCGAUACUUCGCAACCUUCUUGGUCUGCGCUGGAGUUUUCCCUGCUGUCGCCCUGACUUUCACCUGGGUGACUGACAAUCAAGGAUCAGCAUCCAAGAGAGGUGCCGGCCUAGCCAUCUUCGGCAUGUUUGGACAGUGCGGGCCCAUUCUAGGAGCACGCUUAUUCCCCAAAAAGGACGGGCCGUGGUAUUCGAAGGGCAUGUGGGUUUGCGCCGGAAUUCUCUUCGCUGCCGCAGGAGUUGCUUGUAUCUUGAGCCUCUGCUUAAGAAUGCAGAACAAGCGCCGCGAUCGCAAACAUGGAAAGAGCGAUCUGGAUUACGUACCAGCAGAGGUUCAUGAUCUUGGUGAUGCACACCCAAUGUACCGCUACGUGCUUUGA
Aaosphaeria arxii CBS 175.79 is the source of this 1428-nucleotide messenger RNA. RefSeq names its product MFS general substrate transporter. Gene Ontology annotation, biological process: transmembrane transport. The coding region runs from base 1 to 1428 and encodes 475 amino acids. The record is from RefSeq and is a predicted model, not a curated record. Gene Ontology annotation, molecular function: transmembrane transporter activity. Gene Ontology annotation, cellular component: membrane. The transcript has 5 exons. NCBI's taxonomy places the organism in Eukaryota, Fungi, Ascomycota, Dothideomycetes, Pleosporales.